Lathyrus oleraceus (garden pea) is the source of this 2048-nucleotide messenger RNA. Its product is annotated as dof zinc finger protein 3. The transcript has a single exon. Gene Ontology annotation, molecular function: DNA-binding transcription factor activity; DNA binding. Gene Ontology annotation, biological process: regulation of DNA-templated transcription. Bases 757 to 1731 code for a protein of 324 amino acids. Lineage: Eukaryota; Viridiplantae; Streptophyta; Magnoliopsida; Fabales; Fabaceae. The record is from RefSeq and is a predicted model, not a curated record.
UUUUUCCUUCUUAUUGGUUGAAUUCUUGGUCAGCACAAACCAAAACUGACAGGGAAAGUUUUCAUUCAUCUCUGUCAAACCAUAAUCUCAGGUGCUGUUUUUUUGUUCUUCUUUUCUUCCUUAUAGAGUUUCAUCAAAAUCUCAACAAUUCAUUUUUCUAGAGGUUGGUUGGUGGUUAAAUAUUCCCAAUAUGAAGCCAUUUACUAUUAUUGCACUUUUCUUAAUCAUCUUUUUUUCCAUUCCUUUCAAUUAAUUAAUUAAUUAAAAAGCUUUUUUUAAGAUUUUCAAAAUCAAUUAAGAUUUCUCACGUGUUGAACAUAUUGAAAUUAAUACCUAUAUUGAUGUAAUAUAUAUUCUCAUAAUUUUUAAAAUGGAAAAAAUUAAAAUUAGUUGAUGAUUAAUUUGUUUUUUUCUCUGUAUUAAAUUUAUUUUUGUAGUUGGUAAAUUCAUGCACAAGGUAAAGAUCGCCGUUGGUUUGGUCAUUGUAGAUUUUAUUUUGAGAUGCAUUUCGCAGAGACACGUUGAACAUUUCUUUUUCUGUCUCAAAUCUGAAAAAAUUAAACUUCUAAAACACUUUUCAAUCAAAAUUUUCCUUAGUUCAUGCAUGUUCUAAAAAAACCAGAAACCAACCAAUAGCAAGCAGAACCUAGUUUUUUUUUCUUUAUUUCUUGUUUUUUUUUUUACUAUAAAUACAAAGCAAAUCUCUUCCAAAAACACACACAAAUUUUCCGAAAAAAGUUUAAAGAAAAAAAAAAGAUGGAGCAAGACUGUGGUGGUGGUGGUGGUCGCGGUGGUGGUGAUGGAAGAAGAGGUGAGAUGAAUAAGCAAGUUCAUAAUCAUCCUCAGCCUCAGAAGUGUCCUAGGUGUGAUUCAUUCAACACCAAGUUUUGCUAUUACAACAACUAUAGCCUCUCUCAGCCCCGUUUCUUCUGCAAAACAUGCAGAAGAUACUGGACUCAGGGUGGAACGUUGAGAAACGUUCCCGUUGGUGGUGGUUGUCGUAAGGGAAAGAGGGCUAAAAAUUCAGUCAUGAGUUCUUCAAGUAAUUCCAUUGGGAAUUCUUCUCUGGCUCAUGCUCAGUCAGCGCUGCACCAGUCGACUGAUCAUCAGUCGACUAUGGCUGCGCUGGCUAGAGACUCUUCUUCAGUUUUAGCCUCAUUUUCCUCUACCGUUCCUUUUUAUCCCGGUGGUGUUGGUUAUAUGUCAUCUUUUGCGGCGUUUAAUCCGUCUCUGAAUCCAAAUCUAUCACCACACAAUUUUAAUCCGUCACUAAAUGUCGGCGGUGUUGGUGUUGGAGUUGGUUCUUCAAAUUUGGGUCUUUUACAAGGUUUUAACGUUGCUGCUGCUGCUGCUCUUGGAAAUUCAUCACAAGGACAAAACCGUCCAUCUCAGUUUUUUCAUCAAAUGGGUGGUAAUUGUGGACCAGUGUUUACAUCAGAACAACAAGGUUUGAAUUUGAUUCCUCAAUCUAAUAUGGUUAAUUCUAGUUCUGUUUCCGGUUCCGGUUCCGGUCCUGCUUCUGAUAAUUGGCCUCAGACCUACAUCAACAAUGCAAACAAUAAUAGACUCUCUGAGCAACAAUCUCUUUGGAGUACUGUCAGCACAACUUCAAUUGGUGCUAAUUGUGAUAGGAAUGGUGGCGGUGUUGCUGGUAGCGGCGGAGACGGCGUUUCUGUUUCUUUGGGUCCAAAUCAAUGGCCUGAUCUGUCAGGGUUCAACCCUCAUCAGUGAGAAGACAUAUACAUAAAUCUGAGCAAUUAAUAUGUCUUGUUUCAUGUUUUUGUUUAAAUUUAAGAUAUUAGUAGAAUAUAUACUAUAGUUAUAUAUAUCUAUAUAUUAUAUAUAUAGGCUUAUUAUAGAUACAGGGUUUUGUUAAAUGUUGAUCCAGUUGAUUUUGCAAACAUUGAACCCUUGAGUAUUUUUCUUUUAUAUUCAUUAUUACUGUUAUUAGUAUUAUUAGUAUUACAACAGAGACAUUCUGGGUUGGGUUAGGUUGUUUUUGAAUUUUACAUAUAAAUAAUAAUAUUAUGAUAACUAGUUAUAUACAA